UUUUCGGUUGCUGCUUCGCUGUUACCACCUGACGACACAUUUCGCUCUCAAUUCUCUCUCCCUCCCUCGCAUUCAUCGAUCGCCGCCGUAAGCCUCGGUUCGCCAUGCCGUCGGACGCGAGGCCCUGACAUGAACCCCGCCCUCUCCUCCACGUCCUCCCUGUCGGCCCCCUCCUCGGCGUCGGCGGCGGCGGCGGCGGCGUCGUCGUCCGCCGCCUCCUCUUCGGCGCCGACCUCCUGGUUCGCCGGCAUCGUUCGCGGCCGCUCCGACAAGCCCGGCGGAGCCAGGAUGUCCGGGAGCUCCGCCUCCGCCGCCGACGCCGCCGGCCCGAUCAAGGGCAAGAACCAGUUCCGCGGCGUGCUCUUCAAGUACGGCACCAAACCGAUUCAGGUUGCAUUUAAAACAGGUGAAUACAAGCAGCAAGUCAUUUUCAUUGGCGGUCUCACUGAUGGUUUUCUGGCGACAGAGUACUUGGAACCUCUUGCAAUUGCUUUGGACAAGGAGAAGUGGUCACUUGUUCAGUUGCUGAUGUCUUCUUCUUAUUCUGGAUAUGGCACCUCCAGCUUGCAACAAGAUGCCACGGAACUUGAUCAAUUAAUCAGCUAUUUAAUCAACAAAGAAGAUUCUGAAGGUGUGGUACUUCUUGGUCAUAGUACUGGCUGUCAGGAUAUUGUGCACUACAUGCGUACAAAUGCUGCCUGUUCGAGAGCUGUCCGCGGUGCCAUCUUGCAGGCCCCAGUUAGUGAUCGUGAAUACAAAGCAACUCUUCCAGAGACUGCUACUUUAAUUGACUUAGCUUCAACCAUGAUAAAAGAAGGGCGAGGAUCUGAGCUGAUGCCCAGAGAAGCAGAUGAAAGCUCUCCAAUUACUGCUAACAGGUACUAUUCCCUCUGUGCAUAUAUGGGUGAAGAUGACAUGUUCAGUUCUGAUCUUACUGAUGAUCAGCUGAGAAUGACACUUGGGCAUAUGUGCAACACUCCUUGCCAGGUUAUCUUUUCGAUGGCUGAUGAGUAUGUGCCAGAGUAUGUUGACAAGAAAUCUUUGGUUGAAAGGGUAUGUCUUCAAUCAAUGCAGAUUGUGCAGAGCCCUGGGUGGGGCAGAAAAGGUUGAAAUAGAGCAUGGUAAUCACUCGCUCUCUAACAGAGUUUCUGAAGCUGUCCAGGCUAUUGUUGACUUUGUCAAAAGGGAGGGUCCCAAGGGUUGGGAUGAUCCAUGGACCUAGCACGGCGCCUUUUCUACUUCCUACAACGUUUUUGCUUUACUCUCCCGUUUUUUUCCUUUUUAAGUCUCCAGGCAUGUUAAAUUUUUUUAAUUCUUUUUUGCCUUUCUUUUUCCACAUUAUAUUAUCAAUAGUUUCCAUCUUGGUUUCCCUCAUUCAUUUAUUUUCUCAUUGUUAAAACUGUAAAGCAGUGAACCUUUGAUUGGCUGAAGGGGUUGCCUUACAAUUUCAAUCAUCAAGCCUGAUUUUGUAGUUGUAUGUUUUUAGAAAGAAAUGGUCAUAUUAUCAGGUUUGACUU
This is a messenger RNA of Syzygium oleosum, 1517 nucleotides long. Its product is annotated as UPF0613 protein PB24D3.06c. The record is from RefSeq and is a predicted model, not a curated record. Lineage: Eukaryota; Viridiplantae; Streptophyta; Magnoliopsida; Myrtales; Myrtaceae. The coding region runs from base 130 to 1110 and encodes 326 amino acids. The transcript has 9 exons.